CAUUGUGCCCCCUCCCGCCUAUCCCGCCGCCGGCCGAGAUAUUUGAUUAGACAACCCACCAUACAGUCCGAUACGGGUUGGCUUGCCAGCUGAUUGUCCUCUUUCUUUCAUAAGACUCGUCCCCCGAAAGAUUCACUCCGCUUGUUGUUGUCUUUAAUACUCUCAUUCGCAAAUUUCUGGCGCUUUGCUUCUCCUUUCCUAAUGCACAAAACGAGCAGGAUGCACUUUCUACCUAUCAGGCCGACCUCCAAGAGGGACCUGUGCAUCGUCGCAGCAAUCUUUGUCACGGUUGUAUUAGUCCUGCAUAAUCCAUUUCCUGACCACAUUAUUCGGCCGGGAGGCAGAGGUCCCAAAGCCUCAUCAGCAGGUUUGAUAGGCGCGAUCCAAAACAGCACAUUAGGCUUUGAAAAGAUUUACGUCGUCGGCCUUCCAAGCCGAACAGACCGCAGAGAUAGCAUGAUACUUCAGGCCGCGCUGAGUGAGAUUGACAUCAACUUUGUUGACGGUGUGCCUGGCAACACCGUUGCGGAUAAAGCGAUACCAAAGACAAGCGAGCAUGGUCGCUUGCAUGAUGGCGCCAUAGGCUGCUGGCGCGGCCACAUGACUGCGCUCGAGGAAAUCGUUCGUCACAACCUAUCUUCAGCUCUCAUCCUCGAAGACGAUGUCGACUGGGAUAUUAGAAUCAGGCAACAGUUGCAUGAUUUUGCUCUCUCGGCUCAGACCCUUACUCAACCCCUUCCUGAUGGACCUCCAGCCUACGCGGACCCAACAUACCCGAGGCCAGUUGAGAACUCGCCAGAGGUCGUCCCGGAUAUUCCUUUUGAUUUUCUACCAGCUACUGUAGCACCUAAAACAUCACCGUACGGAGACGACUGGGAUCUGCUUUGGAUCGGCCACUAUGGAAUGCACUUCCCUUUCCGAGAUAAUAAGAGUAUACCGAAAGCCCGCAUCAUUCGCUCCAACGACGUAACAGUCGCUCCCAAGAAGAACUUAUGGACAUUCAACAUCCCGUUCACUCUGAAAGAGACAUACCCAGAGCACACGCGGGCAUAUCACCAUGCCCAGGAGGGUGUCUGCACGCUAGGCUACGCGGUUAGCCAAAGGGGAGCAAGGAAACUCCUACACGAGGUGGCUUUGAAGGAUGUCAGUGAUGCGUACGACAUCCUCUUGAGGUUCUUUUGCGAGGGCGCUAAGGGGCGAAAACCACACAACUGCUUGACGACGCAGCCGGCUUUGUUCCACCAUCACCGACCUGCUGGCCCCAACAGUGCGAUGAGCGAUAUUGGGAAUCAUGGUGACGGUUUCAGAGAUGUCAGUAUGACGGAUAUGGUAAGAUGGAGUGUGCGUCUGAAUGCCGAUGCGCUUCUCGAAGGAAGGACGGAUUUCGUUGACCAGUACCCUGAUGAUAAAUGAGUUAAGAUACUAGAGUCUUUGAUGCUAAUUGGCUAGACUAUGAUCAUAGUAUGCUUUUCCAAGAUAGAUGUAUGAUUGAAAAGGCAGUUACCAAUGUCUUUUGUUCCCUAAAGUCUAAGUCAAGAUGUCUCCAUGUAGGCGCAGGCUGAUCGCACGCGUAUAGGCCCCACGGAAUUAAG
This is a messenger RNA of Colletotrichum godetiae, 1592 nucleotides long. RefSeq lists its product as uncharacterized. The record is from RefSeq and is a predicted model, not a curated record. The transcript is spliced from 3 exons. The coding region runs from base 202 to 1413 and encodes 403 amino acids. NCBI's taxonomy places the organism in Eukaryota, Fungi, Ascomycota, Sordariomycetes, Glomerellales, Glomerellaceae.